Callorhinchus milii (elephant shark) is the source of this 1182-nucleotide messenger RNA. It is a transcript of the gene bspry, whose product is annotated as B-box and SPRY domain containing. The coding region runs from base 58 to 1083 and encodes 341 amino acids. Lineage: Eukaryota; Metazoa; Chordata; Chondrichthyes; Chimaeriformes; Callorhinchidae. Gene Ontology annotation, molecular function: protein binding. The transcript is spliced from 5 exons. The record is from RefSeq and is a predicted model, not a curated record.
GAAACGUGGCAGCCAAUUGCUUUAAGACAGGAACAGGAGCCAUGGUUAAAACACGAAAUGAACUUUGUUUUGCAGAACAAAUUGGUUGAUAUUUGUGAGAAAUUGCAACUGAGGUUAGCUUCAGUGGAGAGGUUCGUGGAGGAAAGACUGAGCGGCAAGAACCACAGUGUUAAGGGAGAGGCCAGCGUGGCCAGGGAGCUGAUUAUCCAGCGGCUGAACCACGUGCGGGAGGCGUGCGAGAGUGAGGAACAGCGUCUGCUGGAGGUGGUUCACGCCGAGGAGGAGCGAGCCCAGCAGAGCAUCCUGACCCAGAAAUCCUACUGGUCCGAGUCCCAGGACAAGCUGCUGGGAAUCAAAGCCUACCUGGUGGACACCCUCACCAAGAUGGACGACGCCACACUGCUUAAGCUGCAGUCGGAUGUAUUCGAGAGGGCAGAAGAAGCGGAGGGAAUCCUCGAACCGCAGGACUCGGAUAAAUUGAACUUCAAUCCCAUGUGUGCUCGCAGUCACCUCCUCGACAGCCUGUGGGCAUCCAUUGCCAUGAUCUGCACAGCUGGGGUCAAGAAUCUACACAUUGACGAACGCACCAUCAACCAGUCACUGAUCCUGUCUGACAAUAAGAAGGUCCUGGCCUUUGUGACCAAGAAAGUCCAGAGGUACCCGGACUGCCCCGAGCGGUUUGACUACUGGCCCAACGCCCUAGCGCUGGAGAGUUUCCAAUCCGGGAUCCACACUUGGAAGGUGGACGUGGGCAAGAGCUGCGCUUACAAAGUGGGGGUCGCUCAGAACUCUCUCUCCCGCAAAUCUCCCGGCCCGGAGUCUCGGCUGGGGUACAAUGCCUUCUCCUGGGUCUUUUCCCGCUACGACGAGGAAUACACUGUCACCCACCACGGCAAACCCCAGGCCCUGGAUCUGCUCAAACGACCCACGCAGAUUGGCGUGUUGGUGGACUUCGAAGGGGGUGAAGUAUUGUUCUACGAUCCCAACUCGUGCGUCCUGAUACAUUCCUUCCGUGCGAAGUUCACGGAUCCCGUUUAUGCAGCAUUUGCAGUCGCUGACCAGAGCAUAGCCAUCAUUCAGUAACACAGUGACGGAGGCGGUUGGGGGGGGGAAAGGGUUGUUACUUGUCUCCCAAGCAUUCAGUGGUAAUAAUAAUAAUAAUCCUUGCAUUUGAUAUAGCGC